Messenger RNA from Spinacia oleracea (spinach), 1767 nucleotides. RefSeq lists its product as uncharacterized. The record is from RefSeq and is a predicted model, not a curated record. NCBI's taxonomy places the organism in Eukaryota, Viridiplantae, Streptophyta, Magnoliopsida, Caryophyllales, Amaranthaceae. The transcript is spliced from 3 exons. Bases 716 to 1501 code for a protein of 261 amino acids.
UUAAACAAAUACAAUACAGUGUUCUUAGGCCUUAGCCAUAUGUUUCUCGGUCCAUGUUUUACAAAUUAAAUUAAAAACCCCUUUUUUUCUUUAAUCUCUUCCGUUAUUUACUCUAAAAUGAGAUGAAAUCCCCAACUUUCUAACUUGUUUUCCUAACUCGCCGCAAUUUUGUUUUACAUAAUCAUCCCUAACCUCUUCAAUGUCUUUCGUUUCAUUUCGUUGUACUAGUUUAAAUCUAUCCCUCUUAAUCUUAAUCAAUCCCCACUUUCUUAAAUAAAGGAACACCUCUGUUGAAUCUCUCAUGCCACAAAUCACCGCUCGCAUCAUGAUGAAUUUAAGGAUCAACCGCCGGCAGCCACACAAAACAAUUCUUGAUCUUGUCCUUCGUGGUUGUUAGUAGAUCGAUUUACUCUAUUGUCUGGUUAGAUUUAAUCAAAGGAGACGAGAAUAUUAGCCGGAACUGAAGGAAUUUUUUUGUUCCUACAUAUCUUCUUUGUUCUUGUUAGAGAGCUCCUUAAACCACUAAUUCUACCAACCAACCACUAAUGAGAAAUACUUGGGCUUGCCUACGAUCAUUGGGAAGUCGAAGAAAGUGGUCUUUGCAAGCAUUAAGGCGAGAAUCUGGAAAAAGCUCCAAGGGUGGAAGGAGAAAUUAUUAUCUAGGCCCGGAAAGGAAACUUUGAUAAAAGUCGUUGCUCAAGCUAUACCGACGUACAUGAUGAGUAUUUUAAAAAUACCGGAUGGUCUACUGGACGAGGUUCAUGCUAUGUUGGCAAGGUUUUGGUGGGGGUCGAAUGGAACUACUUGGAGAAUGCAUUGGCACAGCUGGGACCAUCUGUGCAAACCCAAGGCAAUGGGGGGUAUGGGGUUUAGGGAUAUGAAGGUUUUCAACCAAGCUUUACUCGCCAAACAAUUAUGGAGACUCUACUCAAACCCAAAUCCACUGCUGCUCUCUGUAUUAAAAGCACGCCAUUUCAAGCACGACUCGAUUCUGGAGGCCUAUAGAGGGUAUGACCCGAGUUACUCGUGGCGUAGUUUGCGGGGAGCGAAAAGUUUGCUGUUGGAUGGCCUUAAGUGGCGGGUUGGGAACGGUUCUAUGGUGCGAGUAUGGCAGGACUCUUGGCUCCCUGGCACUCCUACAUCCGCAGCUCCUUCCCAUGGACCUAUCUAUGACCCGACACUGAUGGUUGCAGACCUGAUAAACUUUGAAAGGAAAAGAGUUAGAUGGAUAUGGGCACGACAAGGCCUUGAGACUUUCUCUCAAGGUUUUCUCUCAGUGCAAGUUAGCUUAACUUGCGCCGUAGCCAUGGCAAGGAAAAAUGGCUCGAAAACUCAAGGCAAAACGAAAGGCAAUGGUAAUGGCAAAGCGAGAGGACUUUCUUCUGAUUCUCAAGCGUUGAAAACACGUUCAAAGGAUGAAGUGUUGGGGGUAGAGGCGAUCGAUUUUGAGCUUGAGAAUGAGGUUUUUACCCCAAUUAAACUAAGAGUUUUAGAAUCUUAAAUAGUUGUUGGAAAUUUAGAAAACAUGGAUAAUAAUUUAGUUCUCUUAUUUUGUUUAUUGGAGUUGAUUUCUAGUGAGUCGUGAUUCGCACAUUGGCCCCCGUACUUAGGUAUUCCAGGUACGUACAAGACUAGGGUGACCACCCAUCCCUUGAGGACUUUGUGAAGUGAAUUGAAUGCGAAUCAUGUGAACUUAUAUGUUGUUAUGAAUUCAUGUUUGAUGAUCGGGAAUGAAUAUGUUAUUAUGAAUUCAUGUUUAUUGUUGAG